CAAGCAAUCGUUUGAAUUACAGAGUUCAGCAGCUGCCUGAGCAAAUUACAGCAGGCAGAGAAGAGAGUGGCAGGAAACGCUCAAAAGAUUUUAGUUCUUUCUGCAAGCCAACGGAUCUGCUUUUGACCAUGUGGCUGUUCUUGGCUGCCUUGCUGGGCCUCUACUUCCUUCAGCGGUGGUACCGGGAAAGACAGACUGUGGAGAACCUGGCGAAGAAGUAUGUCUUCAUCACCGGCUGUGACUCUGGUUUUGGGAACCUGCUUGCCAGGCAGCUGGAUCUGAAAGGUAUGAAGGUCUUAGCAGGAUGUCUCACCCAGAAGGGGGCUGAGGAGCUGGAGAAGGCCACAUCUGAUCGCUUGAAGACCACCCUCCUGGAUGUGACCAGCACUGAGAGUGUUGCUGCGGCCGCCGAGUGGGUGAAAGAAUGCGUGGGGGACAAAGGUCUCUGGGGCGUAGUAAAUAAUGCAGGUGUAGGUACACCAGUGGGUCCCAAUGAGUGGAUGACUAAGGAAGACUUCAUGAAAAUCAUAAGUGUCAACUUGCUUGGGGUAAUUGAUGUGACACUGAAGAUGUUGCCCCUGGUGAAGAGAGCCAGAGGACGAGUGGUCAAUGUGGCCAGCGUGAUGGGAAGACUAGCGUGCUUUGGGGGAGGUUACUGCCCAGCCAAGUUCGGUGUAGAAGGGUUCUCUGACAGUCUGAGGCGGGACAUGCGUUCUUUUGGAGUCCGCGUCAGCAUUGUCGAGCCUGGCGCUUUUGAAACGGCCAUACUGCGCACUGUAGAAGAUGGCUUCAAGGAGGCGUGGAAUCGGGCACCUUCCAACAUCAAAGAACAAUAUGGGCAGCAGUAUUUUGAGGCGUAUCACAGAAAUUUGGUAGAACUCCUUCAAACUGGAAGCAAGAAUCUCUACAUGGUCACUGAUUCCAUAGAACAUGCGUUGACAUCCUGCCUUCCCCGCACACGUUACGCUGCAGGGUGGGAUGCUAAGCUCUUCUACAUUCCUGCCUCCUACUUACCAACUACAGUAGCUGACUAUAUAUUGACCCGCAAACAGCCCGAGCCAGCACAGAAGAUUUAGUUUAUUUUCUAGAACAAGCCAAUAAACUGUGGAAUGGA
This is a messenger RNA of Sphaerodactylus townsendi, 1114 nucleotides long. RefSeq names its product 17-beta-hydroxysteroid dehydrogenase type 6-like. Bases 129 to 1076 code for a protein of 315 amino acids. Lineage: Eukaryota; Metazoa; Chordata; Lepidosauria; Squamata; Sphaerodactylidae. The record is from RefSeq and is a predicted model, not a curated record. The transcript has 5 exons.